AUGUGUUUGUAUUAUCUUAGGGACCUCAGCACUAACAACAUCAGUCAUCUUCCAGACUUUGCAUUUCGUCAUCUUCUACACUUAAAAGACCUAAACUUGGGCAGUAAUAGCAUCACAACCCUGUCCCCAAACGUCUUCACAGGUCUUUAUCAUCUCAAAACGUUGUCUCUGCAAGACAACAAACUACAGAAAGUGCCGAUUGAAGCUUUGCGUGAAGUUCCGAGUUUAGAAACUCUACAUAUUAAUGGAAACAAACUCGCACAUAUUCCCAUGGGAAGCCUGUCAAGUUUAAAGAAUUUACAGAAGCUAUGGCUAGAUGAAAAUCUUUUGACAGAAGUUCCAGUAACAGCCCUAGGGGAAUUACCACAGUUGCAGGCCGUGAACCUAGCUGCCAACAACAUUCGAAUAAUUCCGAAUUAUGCUUUCAUAAAUCUCACAAAGCUUGUUAUUUUGGUACUUCAAAGAAACGGUAUUGAGGUAAUUGAGCCAAAAUCCUUCGAAGGUCUGUACUCUCUCAAAGUUUUGGAAAUAAACAGAAAUAGACUAAAGCAGCUUCCUGAAGCCCUACACAGUCUUCCACACCUACAAGAACUGACAUUUGCUGAUAACCAAAUCACCCACAUCUCUGCAAAUGCCUUUCAGAACAACCCACAACUAACACUGUUGGAAAUGGGUCAUAACCCUAUUGUAGAUGUAGGAAGACGAACUUUUACCAACCUCCCGGAUCUAAAAGAGUUGGUUCUCGGAGAAGCUCAACAUCUGAAGGAAUUCCCGGAUCUAACUGGCACAGGUGCAUUGGAACAUCUUCGUUUGGAUAGAGGCUUACUGGAAAAAGUACCUCCCAGAUUUUGCACACAGAUUCCACUGUUGAAAAGCUUGAGUCUUAAAUCCAAUCGACUUUCAAGCCUUCCUGAGGUUGUAAACUGUACGAAACUACGACUCAUAGAUUUGAGCUACAACCGUAUUGAAUACCUGGGAGAAUUUUCAUUCAGAAGUCAGAAGGAUUUAAUCGAUCUCUUUCUUGGUAAUAACUUUAUCGAGCGCAUCUUUCAGAAUACAUUUGUUGGAUUGACAAGUCUUCAAGUAUUAGAUUUGAAGGACAACCGCAUAAUACACAUUGAUUAUGAUGCUUUUGUGCCAGUGGCUGAGCUGCGGGAUUUAAAUCUUGGAAACAACCACUUCCUUAAUCUUCCAACCAAAGGUUUACAAAAUUUACGUCAACUUAAAACUUUCAACAAUCCUAACCUGAAGGACUUUCCUCCUCCCGAUUCAUUCCCUCGGAUCCAUACUUUAGCUCUGUCGUAUUCCUAUCAUUGCUGCGCUUUCUUAAAUAUUCUUCCAAAGUCCACUCCAGUUCCUGCCUCUCUGCAAGAGACUAUAGUGUGGCUUUCCGAGGACGAAGUAGAUAUGAGUAUAUGGAAUAUCAAUAUUACAAACGUUUGGCCGGACUACGCAAACUUUUCGUCUAAAUUUGGCGAAUUUGCUGAUGUUCUGUGGAAAUCAAGAGGUUCUGAUUACAUUGUCCCUGACAACAUAGAUACAUACGCCGAAGAAUACUUUGAAGAUUACAAGUCAGGGUACAAUAAUGAAGAGACUCUGCUUUCUGCCUACCCAGUCAAGUGUAUACCUAAACCAGGUCCCUUUAUGCCUUGCAAGGACCUCUUUGAUUGGUGGACACUACGAUGUGGAGUCUGGAUUGUUUUCCUGCUUGCUAUGUUGGGAAACGGCGUCGUUGUCAUUGUUCUUCUUUUUGGCCGUAGCAAAAUGGAUGUUCCCAGAUUUUUGGUUUGCAACCUGGCAGUAGCAGAUUUUUUCAUGGGCGUUUACCUUGGAAUGCUGGCAGUUGUGGAUGCUUCAACUCUCGGAGAGUUCCGUGUUUUUGCUAUUGCCUGGCAAACAUCGGUAGGCUGCCAAAUAGCUGGUUUUCUGGGAGUUUUGAGCACUGAACUAUCAGUAUACACUUUGUCUGUGAUCACCCUGGAACGGAACUAUGCAAUCACUCAUGCCAUGCACCUGAACAAACGACUUUCUCUUAAACAUGCUGGCUACAUCAUGAUCUGCGGAUGGAUAUUUGCUCUGGCCAUGGCUUUAAUGCCUUUAUUUGGGAUUAGUGAUUACAGAAGAUUUGCUGUCUGUCUUCCUUUUGACACUAAGCUAGCAGCCUCUCUGAGUUAUGUCGUAUUUCUGAUCCUUAUCAACGGUGUGGCUUUUCUUAUCUUGAUGGGCUGUUACUUGAGAAUGUACUGUGCUAUCAGAGGAUCCCAAGCUUGGAAUUCUAAUGAUUCGCGAAUUGCUAAACGAAUGGCUCUUCUCGUCUUUACCGAUUUUAUCUGUUGGGCUCCGAUAGCAUUCUUCUCUCUAACAGCUGUCUCUGGACUGAAUCUCGUCUCCCUGGAAGAAGCUAAGGUGUUUACUGUAUUUGUUCUGCCAUUCAACAGCUGUGCCAAUCCGUUUCUUUACGCUAUUUUCACUAAACAGUUUAAGAAAGACUGUGUGCUGAUUUGUAAGAGAAUAGAGGAAUCACGAGUGACUCGUGGGAUUGGCCGAUACCGUCACAGUUCCAAUUUCUCUAACAGACACACGCCAGCUAACACAAAUUCUGCAGUUGAAAAAAAGAGUGCUGGAAAUGAUCUUCCACCUUGUCGCUGCGCUGUACAUAAGGUCAGUGACGGAACUAGGUUAUUGGGGAGAAGGAACCGGUGGAAAAGGCUGGCUAUGAGAUAUUUUAUGUGUCAGGAUCAUGUGGAUGAAUCGGAGACUAAUGACUACACAUAUGCUAUAGCGCGGAUUCAGAAAAAUAUUCAACGUGGAGCGAAGCGAGCCUCAAGUAUUUCAAGCGAGAACUUCUCUUCUCGUUCAGAUAGUUGGAGACAAACAAAUAUUCCACUACGUUUAUUAGAACGAGGAGGGCGCUCUAACGUUCCCCGAAAGUUUUCACAAGAUUCUAACAUGUCCUGCAGUCGUCAGGAUUCUUCUUCUACCUCUACAUUCCGAAUGUCCCGAUCAAGCGUCAGCAGCGACAGCUCAAAUCCACGACCGAUAUUUCCUGGUUUACGAGAAUGUCCGAGUCCCGUAGAAACAGGUCAGUUAAGCCGGCCUUUGGGAGGUGUUCGUGAAAAAACAGCCAUCAUUGGAGAUCCGCCAUCUCGAGCGAUGCGUAGUAUGGUGAGUGGUCCUCGUCUUUGCCGCCAAGCUGCAGUAGAUGAAACGUGCAGCCAGAAACAAACAGUCAUAGGAUUCGACGCUAGGAGUAUUCAGAAGUCUCCAUCAUUUUCUUCUUUACGACAAGAUGUCUUGUGUCCAAGUUGUUCCAGAAGUCCACCUUUAACCCUCAAGAGUAAGGACCUUGAGGAGAAAUUUAACUUUUUUUACAGCAGGUUAGGAGAAACUAGCCACGAAGAGAGCAGCGACAUUUCUGUUUAUAAAGACGAACAAGUAAUAAUUUCUAGUUUUCAGUCCAUAGGAGAUCAAAAGGUAGACUCGUCGAACACCAAUGACACAUCUGUUCCUGAUUCUUCCACCCAAGAUGAUCAAGACAGUAAUGUCACUGUCCAUCCACAAAUCGCUAUUAACCAGAACUCAACAAACGAAACAAACAAGGAUGAUGAGAGAGAUGAUAUGUGCCAGUGGUUGGAAGAAAACGAAAACUUGCAACAAAGUCAGGGAAUGCUCCUCGUAAACAAUGACAUCGUCCACGAUCCUUCGCGCCUCUAUGUUAGUGCUGAUAACGUAUACAAUCCCAAAUCCCAAAGCAUGACCAGUAUCAGAAUGAACAAUAAGUUGAGUCCCAGCCGGAAAGUUGCAUCUGACAACUCCUUUAAAAGAUUCUCACUCAAAAACCUUCCAGAUUUGCUGAGAUCUCUGUCUAGUCAAAACACAAAGAAAAUCCAAAAACUAAACGUAAGAAGUCAUUACCACCUGAGAGCAAGCCUUGCGGGAAACUUGCGAUGUUCUAAAAGUGAAAUUACAAUACAUCAACAUUUUCCUGACAACUCUACAGAAUGGAAACUGUCAUCUUCAAAAGAACUUGAUCAUUUAGCUCAAAGAUACGACUCCAGCGCUGAUGUAUACGAUAGUUGCAACAAGAUAAAAUGUAAAUCUACCUUGCAAAAGAGUGUAGCUCCAUCGUCAGUUACAAGCUUUACAAGGAGGCCUGAUGCACAAAAGAACACUUCUAGACUAUUCAACGAGGAAUGUCCUCUAGGUGAACCUAAGGGACAAAAUGGAAGCUAGAAUAGCAGAUUGCGCUUCCUAC
Messenger RNA from Limulus polyphemus (Atlantic horseshoe crab), 4255 nucleotides. RefSeq names its product leucine-rich repeat-containing G-protein coupled receptor 5-like. The transcript is spliced from 16 exons. The record is from RefSeq and is a predicted model, not a curated record. The coding region runs from base 1 to 4233 and encodes 1410 amino acids. Gene Ontology annotation, cellular component: membrane. Gene Ontology annotation, molecular function: protein binding; G protein-coupled receptor activity; protein-hormone receptor activity. Gene Ontology annotation, biological process: G protein-coupled receptor signaling pathway. Lineage: Eukaryota; Metazoa; Arthropoda; Merostomata; Xiphosura; Limulidae.